GAUCGGGGCUGCUCCAGCCAUUCAGAAAAAAGAAAAUAAAGCAACGCACUAGCCCGCCGGGCCGGGACCGUGGGGCUGGGCUGGAGCGAAGGUGGCUACGAGCCCUCAUGCCAGGAUGGCAGAAGAUGAACCUGAUGCUAAGAGCCCAAAGACUACAGGAAGGGCCCCCUCAGGUAGUGCUGAGGCAGGGGAACCUACCACCCUUCUUCAGAGGCUCCGGGGUACCAUUUCUAAGGCCGUGCAGAACAAAGUAGAGGGAAUCUUGCAAGAUGUACAGAAAUUCUCAGACAAUGACAAGCUGUAUCUCUACCUUCAGCUCCCCUCAGGGCCCAGUACUGGAGAUAAAAGCUCAGAGCCAAGUACACUUAGCAAUGAGGAGUACAUGUAUGCCUACAGGUGGAUCCGCAACCACCUAGAAGAGCAUACUGACACCUGUCUGCCAAAGCAAAGUGUUUAUGAUGCCUAUCGGAAGUACUGUGAGAGCCUCGCAUGUUGCCGCCCGCUCAGCACAGCCAACUUUGGCAAAAUCAUCAGAGAGAUCUUCCCUGACAUCAAGGCCCGAAGGCUUGGUGGCCGGGGGCAGUCCAAAUAUUGCUACAGUGGCAUACGAAGAAAGACCUUGGUAUCUAUGCCACCCUUGCCUGGCCUUGACUUAAAGGGCUCUGAGAGUCCAGAAAUGGGCCCAGAAGUAACCCCAGCACCUCGGGAUGAACUGGUUGAGGCAGCCUGUGCCCUGACCUGUGACUGGGCUGAGCGAAUCCUGAAACGGUCCUUCAGUUCCAUCGUUGAGGUCGCCCGCUUCCUGCUGCAGCAUCAUCUCAUCUCGGCCCGAUCUGCGCAUGCCCAUGUGCUCAAAGCCGUGGGGCUGGCUGAAGAGGAUGAACAUGCCCCUCGGGAACGAUCGUCUAAAUCUAAGAAUGGUGUAGAGAACCUAGAGGGUGGAGCCCAUAAGAAACCAGAGAGACCAACCCAGCCUCCUCAGGAGCUGGAAUCCCGAGCUGGGUCUGGUCCUCCAGCACGGAGCGAGCGGAAGAAGAGCGUAGUAGAGAGUCCAACCCCAGCAGCCAAUAACCCGCAGGUUAAUGCCCUGGUGGCCCGCCUGCCUCUGCUCCUCCCCCGGGCCCCUCGCUCACUUAUUCCGCAAAUCUCCGUCUCGCCAACCAUCCUGGCCCCCAAGCUUCCUUCAGGCACUCUGAAGUUGACCCCGCUGCCUGUGUCCAAUAGGGGAUCUAGGGGAUCCCAGGCAGCUGUGCCCAUCAUUAAUAUGAUCUUACCAACUGUUCCGGCUUUGCCUGGACCUGGGCAGGCUCCACCUGGGGGGCUCACUCAGCCACAGGGCACAGAAAGUAGGGAGGUAGGCAUAGGUGGUAACCCAGGACCUCAUGACAAGGGUGUCAAGAGGACAGCCGAAGUACCCAUGAGUGAGGCCAAUGGACAGGACCCACCAGCUAAAGCAGCAAAGCAGGAUAUAGAGGGUACAGGGAGUGAUGCCAAAAGAAAACGGGGUCGCCCUCGAAAAAAGUCAGGUGGAGCAAGUAGGGAAAGGAAUCCUACCCCUGACAAGUCAGCAGCUGCCAUGGACUCUGCCCAGUCCUCAAGGUUGCCACGGGAGACAUGGGCCUCUGGAGGGGGAGGCAACUCAGCUGGAGGGUCAGAGAGGCCAGGGCCAGUGGGAGAGGCAGAGAAGGGGAUGGUGCCUGCCCAAGGUCAGGAAGGUGGUGCUGUUUCCAAAGGAGGAAGGGGUCCUAGUUCCCGCCAUGCCAAAGGAGAAAAAAGUCCUCUUGUCACCCCAAAAGUGAGUGUCAUCAGGGGCAGUAGAAGCCAAAAGGAGGCUCUUCAUUUGGAAAAGGGAGAGGUCGACACUGCAGCACAGGGUAAUAAAGAUUUAAAGGGACAUACACUUCAAAGUUCCUCAUCCCAUGAUCAGAAAGAACCCAAAGCAAUACCCCCAUGAUAGGUAUAUGGAGAAGAGUGCUUAUAUCCAGAUGUGAACUCACUCUUAUCUGCCUGCCUCAUAGAAGCUGUUCGCCUCGCUUUUCCUCUGACUCUUGUUUUCUUAAGGGAAUUCAUGCUCUUCUGUAUAGACAGCUGAGGCACCCUUAGACAGUGCCUGCUUCCUACCCUUGACCUUUUCAGCUCAAUACCCUUGGUUUUAGAGUCACUAACCUGUAGUGACCUUACCUGGAUCCCUGUGCUAUAUCCUGUGGGAAGACAGGAAUAGAGUAAUAUGAACUUACAGCUAGGAAUCUCUUGGUUUUAAGGUAUAGUAGACCUAACUCUAACUGGCCUAAAAAUAAAGUUUUACUGGCUCAUGUAAAGUCCAGAGGUAGUGCUGGCUCCAGGUAAAGCUGGUCCAGUGGCUCUGUAUGUCUCUAAAUACCCGAUUGACUUCCCCCAUGCCUCCCCACCCCUGCUGUUCUACCUUCUGUAGGAUCAUCGGAACCCUGGGCUGCCUUGGGGCUGCCAGCACUCCUAGAAUUACAAUGUUUCUCAUUUACAUCCAACCAGAAACAGAGGGCAUCUUUGUUCCAGGAAUCCUAGCAGAAAACCUUUGAUUCACUGAUUAGGACAACUCGUGUCACGUGUCUACCCCUAACCAAUCCCUGUGGCCAGGGGGAUGGUAUAUGCUGAUUUGCUUAUUCUACGUUAGGGAAUGCACCUGUGGAAUAAAGGGCUGGAUUAUCUUCUUUACUCCUUACAAAUGGGAGGGGGAAGUUCCUGGGGAGGCAGCUGACACCUGGCCACUACUAUGAAGUACAUGUAGUUUUAGCUUGCUAGGUUGAGAUCAGCUGUACCUGCCUUUAUCCUCACAGUCUUGCAUUUUUCUUACUGCAGCUGUCACUCUUCUUACUCUGGUCUCAGAAGGAAUGAGAGGGAAGUCACUGUCCUUUAUGGACUAUCUCUUCAGUCUCAUUUAGAUGACAAUCUCCCCCCUCCCUUUUUUUCCACCUAUGGCUCAGAGGUGGAGCUCCUCCCUUUUCCUGUUUGUGAACUUUAGUUUCUCUUCAUUUCUGCUUCCCUAUCUCCCACCCUCCUGCCACUUUUACCAAAUAGUGAGAUUUAAUUCUAGUCAUUUAUUAAAAUUCAUUCUAUAUCCACCAGGUGUCAGUCUCUUACACAUGUCAUGAUUAGCCCGGCCUGUGGGGUUUAGGGCAGCUGUAUGGAAGGAGGUGUCUCUGCUUAUCAGGGAGUACCAAUAGGAAGGGAAUCGAGACCCUCCGGGGGUAUCUUCCAGAAGACCAGUAAACCAACCAAUAUUUAUCGAGGACCUACUUUGUCUUCUACGUAGGGUAGUUUCUGUCAGGGAAUCUUGGUUCUUCCCAAGAAAUAAGAUUUUCUUUCAGGGAGACUCCAUUUGUUCAUUUAUUUCCACCACAGCAGAUUUUUAAAAAUUAUAAUAUGUAAUGUUUGAUAUCUAUAAAGAAUAUAUUUAACAUUAAUAAAUUAUGGAGCAUAAUAAUUAAAUGACUACCUAUGACCCAUCACCCAACUUAUACAUUAAAACAUGAGAAAUGUUUUUAUUGACUUCCUUGUGUUCCUCCCCUACCCUGUACCCUACCUCUCCCUAGAUGCAACUACUGUCUUUAAUUUUGUGUUUAUUAGUUACCUACUAUAUAUAUGUAUCCUCAAAAAUGUAUUGUUCAGAUUUGCUCUUAGCUUUAUGAGAAUUUUAUACUCUAACAGUACCAUGUAGUUUGCUUUUUUUGACUUCACAUUUUUUCCAAGCUUCAUCCAUACUGUAGAUAGCUAUGACUCAUUCAUUUUCAUCAAGUACAUAAACCACAAGUUAGUUAUCCAUUCACCUAUUCACCUAUGGACUUCGGCCUAUUUCCAGUUUUUUGUUAUUACAAACAAUGCUGCUAUGAAUAUUCUUACACAGGUUAGUGCCUUUGUUUUUCACAGGAUUUCUAAAAAGUUUACUAAGAUGCUUCCUUAAGUCUCUAUACCACGUGCACUGGGGACUGUUUUCUCCUGCCUUCUUUGGAAGAGUUUACAUCAGAUUGAAAUUAACCAACCACCCCUUGAAAAUUUGGUAAAACUCACCUGUUAAGCCAUUUGAGCCUGGCGUUUCUUUGUGGGAAAAAUGUUAACUAUUGAUUCAGUCUCUUUAAAAAUUAUAAGCUAUUUGGGCUUUCUAUUUCUUUAAAUCUUUUUUAAAAUUCAUUUACUGUAUUUUGCCAUAUAUAAUGCACACCUACAGUUUUGUGCACAGUAUACAUAGGAUCAUUCUUCUCAUGGCAUGUAAUCAUUAUGCCCAUGUAUAAUGUGCAUCCUUAUGUUUCCCUCAAAAACUUGGGCAAAAAGGUGCACAUUAUACAUGGCAAAAUACGGUAUUUAUUUUUUAGAGAGGGAGAGAUACAUCUAUCAGUUCCCUCUCGCAUGCCCCUUGGGGCAGGCCCAUUCACAGGCCAGCACUGAAUCCACUGAGCCACAGCUGCCAGGGCUCCAUUUCUUCUCGCAUCAAUUUAGGAAAAAUGUCUUUCUAGAAUUUUGUGCAUCUUAUGUCUUUUUUUUUUAAUGAAAUUUCUUGUAUUUUUGUCCGUGCUCUGUGUAGUCAUGCCCUCCUUUUCGUUUCUGCUAGUGCUUGCUUUCUUUUACCAUUUCAUUAAUUAUGGACUUUUUCUAUAGUAUUUUCUUCUGAUUUCUUUAGAUUUAAUUUUGUUACUUUUUAACAUCUUAAUUUUGACACAUCUAAUUAAUUUCCAAGCUUUUUUUUCUACUGUAUGUUUUUAAACACCUGCUUUUCUACAUUCCCCAGGUUUUCCUGUUGUAAAGUAUUUUAAAUUAUUAUUUAGUUCUAAGAACAUUUAACUUGCCUUUAUGACUUUUUUGAUUCAUGAAUUAUUUCAAAAAGUUUUUUAAUUUCCAAGUGUUUGGAUACUUAAAAAUUUAUUUUUGAUAUGUUUAGUUUAAUCAUUUGUGCUCAGAGAAUGUGGUCUCUGUGAUACCAGUUCUUUGAAAUUUGUUGAGAUUGUUGAUUGUUAUUUUAUAUUCUGUAACUUAUCUUGGAUGUCUAAAAUCUGUUUUGUUUUGCCUGUGGUAGCUUGUUUCCUUGUAUAUUUUAUCUUCUUGGGUUUUGAGCUCAUAUUUUGUUAAGUUUAAUCUGUAGGAAUCCAGACGGCCUAAACUGUGUGUACAUACCUCCAGAAAAGACUUGUAUUUGCUUCUGCCAGGAGCCAAAGGGUCUUUCUGACCUAGGACUGUUUGCUCCUUCAAGAGUCCCAAAUUAAUUCAGGAGUGCCAGGUUUUUCCCCUUCCUUGGCUAGGCCCAAGGGUUAGUUAGCUUCUGUUCACAAUACAGGUAUUGGUGUUUGUCUUAGGGCAAACCUGCUUUUCCUACUACAUGUUGUUCAUCCUUCAUUUAGGUUUCAGUUUAAUGUAAUCUUUUUCUUCUUUUUCUGAUUUCCCUUUCUAGCAGGCUCAGCAAUGUGCUAAAUAUGCCUGCUGUAAUUUGUCCAGGAUCUAGUUGUAUUUUACUAGGAAAACCUUUUAUCAUCCAUGCUUCCUGAAGUAGGAGCUGAUGACUGUGAUUUUGUUUUCUUUCUUGUUUUUUAAGUGCUAGGUAUUUGCAUUUGUUAGAAGCUAGUUGAUUUAGGCUCUGUCUUCAAGUUAAUAAUGAUCACAGCACAGUGUGAGUUACUUGACAGUAAGCACAGAGAGCUGUGGAAGCCCAGAAUAAUAGCACACAGCCCAGACCCAGAUCAGGGAUGACUUCCCAGGAGAGGUGAGUAGGAAUUUAGCUGAACAAGUCUAACUCACAAAGCAAGAACAGAAUGACAUAACACGUGGUUAAAAAAAGA
Messenger RNA from Phyllostomus discolor (pale spear-nosed bat), 5801 nucleotides. RefSeq names its product regulatory factor X5 (gene RFX5). Gene Ontology annotation, biological process: regulation of transcription by RNA polymerase II. The record is from RefSeq and is a predicted model, not a curated record. The transcript is spliced from 10 exons. NCBI's taxonomy places the organism in Eukaryota, Metazoa, Chordata, Mammalia, Chiroptera, Phyllostomidae. Gene Ontology annotation, molecular function: RNA polymerase II cis-regulatory region sequence-specific DNA binding; DNA-binding transcription factor activity, RNA polymerase II-specific. Bases 116 to 1954 code for a protein of 612 amino acids.